Molecule: messenger RNA, 1850 nt
Organism: Clunio marinus
Lineage: Eukaryota; Metazoa; Arthropoda; Insecta; Diptera; Chironomidae
Source: the annotation of a GenBank genome assembly
GAAGUUUUACUGUACUUCUUCUAUAGAAAAUUAAAUAAAACUUCCUUCUCUUAUAAAAAUGGCAAACAUAAAUAACUACGAAUUAUUAAACCUUUUAGGUUCUGGUACAUAUUCUACAGUUCAUAAAGCGAUUGAUAAAAUAACAAGGCAAAUUGUGGCAAUAAAAAUUUUGGAUCGAAAGAGAAUUUUAAAAGGACGAAAAUUGUCGAUUGACAAUCUUGUUCAAGAAAUUCAAUUAUUAAAGAAACUUCAACAUCCUUAUAUUGUAAAAAUGGAAGAUUUUUGCUGGGAUGCACAGAAUAUUUACAUAAUUAUGGAACUAUGUGAAGUUUCGCUUUCAUCGUUCAUUAAGAAAAGACAAAGACUUCCUGAAACUACGUGUCGCAUCUUCAUUAGAAUGUUAGCAGAAGCCAUGAAGUAUCUUCGUGAUAACAAUGUCAGUCAUUUCGAUUUGAAGCCUCAAAAUUUGUUGCUUACACGUUCGAAGUCAACUUCAACUUACAUUUUAAAGAUUUGCGACUUUGGAUUUGCGCAGCAAUUAACUCCAGAAGAAGAAAAUGACACAAUCAAAGGAUCUCCAUUGUACAUGGCACCUGAAAUCAUCUUGAAACAUAAAUACGACGCUAGAGCUGAUCUGUGGAGCAUUGGAGUAAUUUUGUAUGAAUGCCUUUUCGGAAGCGCUCCUUACAGUUCCAAAUCCAUUGAAGAAUUAAUGGAAAAAGUGAAAUCAUUACAAAAAAUUGAAAUUCCUCGUAACACAAAGAUCUCAAUAGAAUGUGAAGAUUUGCUAACACGACUCCUAAAACAUGAUCCAAAUGAAAGAAUUACAUUCGAUGAUUUUUUUAAUCACGAUUUCGUUGAUUUAAAACAUGCACCAAGCGAUGAAAAUAUGGAAAAAGCAAUUGAAAUUGUGACAAAAGCAGUUGAAGAAGACAAAAAUCAGAAUUAUACGAAAGCUUAUCAUCUUUAUUGUGAAGGCUUAACUUAUUUCGUACCUUUAAUUGACGCUGAAAGUGGAACAAGAAAAGCAUCAUUACGUGCAAGAGCUUUAAGUUAUCUAAAUAGAGCUGAAGAAAUUAAACAUUCAAUAUUGUUCGCCAAUCAACAACAAACAUCGUCAACACCUGAAGUUUCGAAAUCUCAGCAACCAGCAAUUCCAUCACAAUCAACAGUCUCGGUACGAGAAGCUCUUGCACCAUCGCAAAACUUCAAAACUCUUCUCCAAAAAUGUUAUUCGCAUCCGCAAUUAAGAAAUGGAUUGGAAAUUGGACAAUCAGCAGAAUAUUACGCUUAUGAAAGGAAGUUAGAAUCUUCACUCGAGUCAUAUAAACGUGCUUUAGGUAUCCUCGUGCCAUUACUAAAUGAAGAAGUCGAUGUUGAAAGAAAGAAGUUACUACACAAACAAAUCCUCGAUUGGAUGAAAGAAGCUGAAAGCAUCAAGUCAAUAUUGCAAGCACAAAAUAAUAUUAAAGAUGGGAAUGACGACAUUACAAGUCAACAUCAUUGCAUUUUAUCUUAAAGAAUUUCUUUUAUUGUUUCUUCAUGUGAUAUUUUAAUUUAUUCCGCUUAAAAUUGAAGUUUAAUUGUCGCUGAGCGCCAAUCGGCGAUUGAAUAAAAAAUAUUAAGUUUAAUUUGAAUUUGAUUAUUUACAAAAUAUUUCCUUAUCUAUUUACAUUUUGAGGCAAAUUUAAAGCCCAGUCAUGUUACGUAAUUUUCUAAUGAUCCCGACUAAAUUUCGGUCACCCGCGGUUGAUGGAGAUAAAAAAUCUUGGAAUGAUUUUGAUGUUCAUUGUGAAGAGUGCGAAAAAUUGUUCAUUAAUUUUAUAGUUUGAUUAAGAGUUUCUAAGUUG